AUGGUCUUCGGCAAAACCUCCGGCGGCAAAGGCAACCUCCGUAUCUCAUCUUCUCUCCAAGAUCUCACCUCUUACCGCCACCUAGAUCCCAAAUACUCAAUCCCAACCCUCAAUUCAAUCCAUCAUCAACAACAGCAACAGCAACUGCUUCAGAAUUCAACUUUCUCAAAAACCAAACCUACUCAAACACUAACCCCAGCCCGUAAAAAAUGGGCCAGGCCCAUUACACUCACCCUAUGCUUCUUCAUCUUCCUCAUCCUCAUCAUCUACGCGAUUUCAUCACUUUAUUCUCACCACCGCGCUUCAGGUAAAUACUACGUCGUUUUGGAUUGUGGUAGCACCGGAACUCGUGUUUACGUUUACAAAGCUGAAGUUCAAACUCAACAAAAUAAACAAGAUAGUUUUUUUCCGAUUUCUGUUACUUCGUUGAGAAACGGUUUGCAGAAAAAACGCGGUUCGCAGAGUGGUCGUGCUUAUGACCGAAUGGAAACUGAACCGGGUCUUGAUAAACUGGUUCAUAAUGUAACUGGUUUGAAAACUGCUUUGGAGCCGCUUCUAAAAUGGGCUAUGCAACAGAUUCCGGAAGGCUCUCAUAAAAGCACUUCGCUUUUUCUUUAUGCUACUGCUGGUGUUAGGAGACUUCCAUUUGAGGAUUCUAAAUGGUUGCUUGACAAUGCUUGGAAUGUUCUUAAAGGUUCUUCUUUUGUUUGUAAGAAAGAGUGGGUUAAGAUUAUUACUGGGACUGAAGAAGCUUAUUUUGGGUGGAUUGCUUUGAAUUAUGAUAAUGGUGUUUUGGGUGUUAAGCCUAGGAAACCUACUUUUGGUGCACUUGAUUUAGGUGGUUCUUCUUUGCAGGUUACUUUUGAAAGUGAUAAAAGUUUGAAUAGUGAAACUAGUUUGUAUGUUAAGAUUGGUUCUGUUAAUCAUCAUUUAACUGCUUAUUCUUUGGCGGGGUAUGGGCUUAAUGAAGCUUUUGAUAAAUCGGUUGCUUAUGUUUUUAAGAAAGAGAAAGUCGGUUUAGGUGGAACGGUGAAACAUCCUUGUUUGCAAUCUGGGUAUAAGAAUCAAUAUACGUGUUCUCGUUGUUUGUCUGGUGAGAGAGAAAGGGAAGGCGAGAGUCCUAAAGUUAAUGGGAGUGAGAGUGUUGUUGGUGGUGGAAAAGGUGAGCUGAAAACUUCGGUGACGCUUGUUGGUGCGCCGAAUUGGCAAGAAUGUAGUGCGAUUGGUCAGGUUGCUGUUAAUUUGUCUGAAUGGUCUGAUGUUGGUCGGAGUCUUGAUUGUGAAGUCAGUCCGUGUGCUUUGCGCGAGAAUCUCCCUCGCCCGUUAGGUCAUUUUUAUGUGAUUUCUGGAUUUUUCGUGGUGUAUAGGUUUUUCAAUUUGACUUCCGAGGCUUCUAUUGAUGAUGUGUUGGAAAAGGGUAGGGAGUUUUGUGGGAAAAAAUGGGAUGUUGCUAAGAAAAGUGUUGCUCCACAGCCCUUUAUUGAACAAUAUUGUUUCAGAGCACCUUAUGUUGCUUCUUUGCUGAGAGAGGGCUUGCAUAUUACUGAUAGACAUAUAACUGUUGGUUCUGGAGGUAUCACUUGGACACUUGGGGUGGCUUUAUUGGAAGCUGGGAAGUCUUAUUCGACCAGAUUCGGGCUUCGUGGAUUUGACUUGGUUAAGAUGAAGACGAAUCCUCUGAUUCUUAUUCCCAUUUUGUUACUUUCUCUCAUUCUCUUAUGUUGCGCUUUAUCAUGUGUCCUCAAAUGGGUGCCGAGAUUUUUCCGGAGGCAAUAUCUUCCCCUCUUCAGGAAUAACAACGGGUCCAGCACAUCUGUUCUUAAUAUCCCGUCUCCUUUAUGGUUCAAGAGUUGGAGUCCAAUUAUUUCUGGAGAGUCAAGAAUAAAGACACCGCUCAGCCCAACAAUUGCAGGUUCACAAGAUAGACCAUUUGGCCUGGGACAUGCUCUUGGUGAUAACAGUGGAGGCAUCCAGAUGAUGGAAUCUUCCUUUUACCCGGCAGCUAGUAGUGUCUCACACAGUUAUUCCUCUUCCAAUUUAGUGCAGAUGCCAUUUGAUAGUAGUAAUAUAGGGACAUUCUGGUCGCCCCACAGAAGUCAGAUGCGGCUGCAGAGCAGAAGAUCACAAUCUCGAGAAGACUUGAAUUCAUCAGUGGCUGAUUCGCACAUGGUGAAGGUUUAG
Molecule: messenger RNA, 2181 nt
Organism: Lathyrus sativus (Indian pea)
Lineage: Eukaryota; Viridiplantae; Streptophyta; Magnoliopsida; Fabales; Fabaceae
Source: the annotation of a GenBank genome assembly